Messenger RNA from Limanda limanda (common dab), 2661 nucleotides. RefSeq names its product alkB homolog 2, alpha-ketoglutarate dependent dioxygenase (gene alkbh2). Bases 959 to 1840 code for a protein of 293 amino acids. Lineage: Eukaryota; Metazoa; Chordata; Actinopteri; Pleuronectiformes; Pleuronectidae. The transcript is spliced from 4 exons. The record is from RefSeq and is a predicted model, not a curated record. Gene Ontology annotation, biological process: DNA repair.
GCUGACCAGAAUAAAGUGUUUUAUACUCUAAUGUCAGGGCACGUUUCCCAGGCCAGUGUUUCACUCACAUCUCGGAUGUCACACGUCUGAGUCCAGGCGAAGACUUGCUCAUCAGGGGGAAACACCGUGUGACGUUUCCUCUCCCCAGAGACAAAGUCCAUCAGCUGUGACAGACAUGUGAGGGGAUGUUAAACUACAGACAGCAACAACACAGUGUGCAGCGGUGUGUGGUGACAUCAUCAUCCUCUCACUUGUUUGAAGUACUCUUUUCCAAACUCCGGGGCCAGCUCCUCUCUCCAGCUCUCCCCGAAACCAGGAAGCGUGUGGGCCGAGGCCAGUCUCUCCAGCGCGACCCUCUUGUUGCGGGCGAUCCGGUCCUGCUGCUCCGGGGACAGAGGGGUCUGAGCCGGGGAGGCUGCAGCAGAUGAAGGAGGACUGGGAGAGUCGGAAUCCACCGCGGAGGCUUUCCUCUUCCUCUGCAUGGUUGUGAUAUGUUGAGUGAAACACAGAGCGGGUAAGGGCAGCUUCAGGAUCCUUCCACAGCGGAGUAAACACAUCGUCACGCAGGGGGAAGCCUCCGCGUUUGCAGCGGAGAGGUUGUGAACGCGGCCCGGAUGACGCGGUUCGUGUCAAGGGAAACUAAACGCUGCAGUAAGGUACCGUUACAUCAACUUUACAUGUAAACAUCACGAAGUUUUCACUGUGCGAACCUCCCGCAUGCGUGCUGUCAUGUUAGCUACAGAACCGGAAGCGUCACUCACCGCGUCAUUAGCUUCAUCUUCGGUUUGACUUAAAUCCUUGGAAAUACGCUUUUUGGAGACGGGCGAAAAGAACGAAUGGAUCGUUUUCUGUCCAAUCAUCUUGUUGAGGUGCAGUAAAAUGAUGAAAUGUCCCUGAGUGGUGAACAGGAAAGAUCAGCAGCUGCAGGCUCCUCUGGAAAGACCUAAACUUCAAGUGAAUGGGAGCUCGGUAUUUCGCGCCAACACAGAGAUCUCAACAAGUAAAAUCCAGCUCCUCAGACACGAAACGGGUUCCUACAAUGGAUACGUUUGUGGCUCAGACACAGAAUAAACGCUCAUGCACCAGUGAUGCCGUAACAAGAAGAAGUCCAAGGAAGAAGAUCAAACUGUUGGAAGAGGCGAGGGUGAAGGAAGAGGAGGAGGAUGAGGAGGAAGAAGAUGAAGAUGCAGCUUUAGCAGGGUUCUCUCAUCCUGUUCCGUGGCAGAAAAUAGAGGCAGAGGGACUAGACUGUGAUUAUGCUUUACUCUUCUCCAGAGAGGAAGCCGACCAGCUGUUUGAACAGUUGGAGGAGGAGGUGGAGUACUCUACAGGGGAAGAAGCAAAGGUCCACGUGUUUGGAAAGCUGUACAAUAUACCCAGAAAGCAGGCGACACACGGAGAUGCAGGUUUAACCUACACUUAUUCUGGGGUGAAACGUUCAGCCUGCCCCUGGACUCCAACCUUGGAAUCCAUCCGGGACGCUGUCACAAAAACAACAGGACAGACCUUUAACUUUGUCUUGGUAAACAGGUACAAAGACGGGCAGGAUCACAUGGGUGAGCAUCGGGACGAUGAGAAGGAGCUGGACCCACUUUGUCCCAUCGCCUCCGUCUCUCUGGGAGCAGCACGAGACUUCAUCUUCAGGCACAGAGACGCUCGGGGGAAACAGAGCAGCCGGCAGAUAGAACCUGUGAAGCUGGAGCUCACUCAUGGGAGCCUGCUCCUCAUGAACCCACCCACCAACACUUUCUGGUACCACAGCCUUCCUGUGCGCAAGAGGGUCCUUCUGCCUCGCAUCAACCUCACCUUCAGACGCAUCGGACUGGACAGCAAGAAAUGAGAGGGAGCCAUAGAGCGUAUAAGACAAAUAUCACAGAUCUAAAACGUGUUUCUCAAUAUUGUAGCUGAACCUGAGUGACAGAACGGAAUCACACGGUGAAUGCGAGGAGGCUCAGCUGGGACUCUGAUUGAAUCUGUGGUCAAAUUUCUGUCUCAUUCAAGUUCAAACUCCCACUGAAACUAUGAGUUAUAUUUUUUAUAGUACCUGGCAAUGUUUACAAUGAGUCAACAAUGAUAAACACUUCAAUCCUCUUGAAUAAUCCCGGGAUCUCAUUGAUUAGAGCAGGCCGGCUGUAUUUUGACAGAGCAGUGAACUAAUGGUGCCCUGAUUUUAGAUUAGUCCUUUAACAUAUGUGGGGGUAAAAGGAAAGAUGACUAUUAUUCCAGAUAUAGGUUAAUUGAUCAGACUCCAAAUUUAAAUGUGAUAACAACGAAGUGAAGAGAGUGACGUUAAUCUGAUCUGACAUUUAAGGAUUUCAAAAGGUUUCUGGAGCAUCUGAGAUCAUUUUGGACCUUGGAAAUAGAUGUUUGACCUAAUAAAGAGAAACAAAAAGCCUUUUUAAAAACAUUUUCACAAUUGAGGGGGAAAAACUGGAGAUUUAGGAAAUUUAUGCGCGUGUGAAAUGUGGUGCAUCUUGAUUGGUUUGUUCAUGACUGAAUGUCAUUCUAGUUAUAAUCUGUCUGCCUAUGUCACGUUUACCCUGUGAAAUUAUGUAUUUAUUUAUUCUUUUGAAAACUACUGCUCGUUUGUUUCUUCUGUGCAUAUUUGGUCAAUAUAAAGAAUAUUCUCUGACUUGUUGGAGAUUCAGUGUUGUCUUCAAA